This is a messenger RNA of Anopheles stephensi (Asian malaria mosquito), 3847 nucleotides long. Its product is annotated as synaptic vesicle glycoprotein 2C-like. The record is from RefSeq and is a predicted model, not a curated record. Gene Ontology annotation, biological process: transmembrane transport. Gene Ontology annotation, cellular component: membrane. The transcript is spliced from 9 exons. Lineage: Eukaryota; Metazoa; Arthropoda; Insecta; Diptera; Culicidae. The coding region runs from base 1960 to 3522 and encodes 520 amino acids. Gene Ontology annotation, molecular function: transmembrane transporter activity.
AGACAGCCACACUAGAGCGAACCACCGUGCGGCAGUGACUGUUGUAGGGAUACUGAAGAGCCUCCCUGGCUAUACGGCUGAGUUUAGGUGAGCCUCCGGAAAUAUUGUGCUGGUGGCACAUACCGCGAACGCUGUAGGACGUGUGGUGGGUGUAAAACUUAUCGUGCGGUUGAGUGUCCUUGUGCUCGUGUACGGACUGCUCACUCUAAAGGUGGACAUCGAAUGAUAGCACCUGUGGUAAGGGAUAGAACACGGUGAUGCUGAGCAACAUUAAACGAAGUGAAUGUAGAAGUUUAACACUGUUGUGCAUUAACAAACGAAACCAAAACAUCGAUCAAAUCAGCACCUUCAAUCAAUCGGGUUGCAUUGCACGUUUUUCUAACAGGUGAAUAAAUGGAACUGUGUGAGCAAGUGUACCCCACAACCCACGUGUGCGGCGAUCUCGCGAAUGAAGCUUUACAUAACCUCUUGUCUAGUGCAAUCGUACGUAAUAGGUUUUUGCUAUGUGUAUCGUCAUUAGCUGGUAGAAUCAUUCUGAUUGCAACAAAGCGGUGUCUUUCCCUUAAGUUUUGGUCUUUGAACAACUUUGAAUGGAACUCGGAUGAAUGGUUAGCGUACUACUACUGCUAUGGAAAUCCAGUUGUAAUAACGGUCAAGCAGAAGCUGAUUGUGCAAUCAUGUUGCGCCUGUACUGAAACUAGUAGUGAUAACGUAACACAUGUAGCUGAAGUCGAACCAGUAGACGACAGAAUGUAGAACUGGAUCUAGUAUUGAGAAAAGUGAUGAGGAGAACUGUUUGGGUCUCAUAUACACGUUAUCCAAGAAGAUGAAAAAAGUAACAGUACCGAAAGCAUUUAGAAAUAUUGAACAAAUCACGCUUACUACACACCAAUCCGUUCCUCCUUGGUGAGGUAACGUAUUCUUCAGGAUGGAGAAUAUUGGAACUAACAUGAUAAAGGCCAUGUUCACCCCGGUCGGCGGUCGAUUCCGACACACUUUUCUUCUUCACAAUUUGAAUUGACUGUUUCGUUUCAAAUCUGAUAAGUCAAAGACUCUUCUCCUGCAGUAUCAAUCGUUACUAAACAUCAAUAACCGCUGGAGUAGGCAAUUGUAAAAUUGUUACAUAAGGAUUCAGUUCAGGUUCAGGAUAGUUUGCCGGUAUAGGUGGUACACUGUUGGUGGUAGUUCCAUUACAACUUCGUUAUUGAAGCUGAAAACACUCAUCGUUUCUCAGAAUCCUUCAGAAAUCAGAACAGCACCAACAUAAAACGACGAAGUCUACCAAUCGGGACACCCAUCUUCGGUUCAGUAUCGAAUACUUUGUGGAAACGACCAGAGCCGAACUUAGCGUCGUGAUGAGUUGCAUACAGUCCUUCAAGGUGUUAUUGUUGUCCGAUGGUAAACUCAUAUUACACCGGGACGGACCCGCUCGUUUGGUAUCACCACCGGAGCAUCGGAUCUAUCGACACUUGCCUCGCCAUUGCCAGGUGUAUGUCAGAAAGGGAUUGUUCAAUGGAGUGUUCGAACAUGUUUGCGGCACCAAUCAAGGUCAAUCGUGCUUCGCUGGUGUAUGUCCCUUAUCUGAGCAGAAUCUAAUGGUGGAUCAUUCAUUUUUUUUAAAUAACUUUGCGUAAGUUUCAUCCGAUAUCACUCACCACUAUCCCUGUGACUAACCUAUCCUUGGUAAGAGUGGUGACAAAUUCAUUGCAGGAAAACAUUGUGUUGCACUUGGCUUAGUUUUAUUAUGUAUGUCUUCAACAUUUUUCAUACCGUUUUUUGUUACUCUCCUUUGCGUUCAGUUAGGUAUCUACGAUACAUCUUGGCUCACCCACGUGAAGGUGUACUUGUGCAAAAAGCAACGAGCUAGGUAACAAGUACUGUACUGUGUUCUGUCUUCGUUCUUUCGUUCGUCUUAUUCCGACGGAAAGUAUUGCUGAUAAUGUAGAGGACGAUUCAGCAAUGUCCGACAUUAACAGUAGCUUUGACAUUGAUUACGAGCAGGCGCUUACGCUAACCGGGUUUGGCUGGUUUCACUAUCGACUGCUAGCACUAUGCGGGUUAAUAUACGCCAACACGGCAAUCGGCAUUACCGUGAUGUCGUUUGUGUUGCCGUCCGCUACCUGCGACUUUCGUAUGACAUCCGAAGAUAAAGGAUGGUUAACGGCGGCCCCAAUGCUUGGUAUGGUCGUAGGUUCUUACUUUUGGGGUUGCCUGGCUGAUACCAAGGGUCGACGGAUCGUGCUGAUUGCCGCGCUACUACUGGAUGGUAUCGUUGGGUUAUUAUCUACCGCAGCGCAAAUUUUCCCCAUAUUUAUGUUUCUGCGGUUUAUAAACGGGUUUGCCAUUACAGGAGCAAUGGGUAUUUGCUUUCCUUACCUGGGCGAGUUUCAGCCUACCGCAUAUCGUGAAAAAAUUCUCUGCUGGAUGGAGCUUUUCUGGACGCUGGGCAUUGUUGUGUUGCCGUGUAUUGCUUGGAUUGUCAUACCGCUACCACUACAUUUCGGAACACCUGAUGGGAGUGUCAUUUUUGGUAGCUGGAACUUGUUCGUAGCACUCUGUGCCAUUCCAAGUCUUCUACUAGGGAUAUGGUUGUUGUACUUUCCCGAGAGUCCCAAGUUUCUGAUCGAAUGUGGUGAACCGGCACUUGCAUUAGAGAUACUGAAGGACAUCUAUCACAUCAACACCGGUUACGAUCGCAACGAGUGUCCGAUUAGGCGACUAAAGGAAUCGGACCGCAGCAACACAAUCAUGGAAACGCACAAUCGCUCAAUACGCACGUUCAACAUACACGAUCCGAAACACAUGAAGAUCCUGCUGCCAGAAAUUUGGGAACAAACGAAAGCCCUCUGCAGUGCCGAGUUUCGACGCAACACGGCACUUGCCUGUGUGAUCCAGUUUGGUAUCACCACUAGCUACUACACGUUGAUGAUCUGGUUUCCGGAGCUAUUUGGGCGUUUUGAGGAGUAUGAGAAGCGAUACCCGAACUCAGCCGUAUCGGUGUGUGACGUGUCAUCGAUCGUGCUUCAGAACGUUAACGAUACACUCGUGGACGACUUUUGUGGUACGGUGAUUGACACGAAAGUGUACUGGCAUACGCUCUUGCUGGGGAUUGCCUGCAUCCCGACCAGCUUAUGGUUACCGUUGUGUGUCCAUCGGCUUGGGGCAAAAUUCUUUCUCAUAUUCAGUCUGACGGUGGCCGGUCUCGUUACUGUUGGCCUCGCGUACGUAGGUAACUCGACGCAAAAUCUCAUUCUUUCCUGCAUUUUCGAAGCACUUACUUCAAUGGGGAUCAGCACCGUUUACUGCGUUAUGGUGGAUCUAUUUCCAACCAAUCUACGAGUAAUGGCGGCUGCAUUUUCACUCACCUUUGGUCGCUGUGGAGCGUUGCUUGGAAACCUUAUGUUCGGGUUUCUCGUUGACUUAAACUGCUUCGUCCCGAUAGUGCUGUUUUCGAUUAUGCUCUUCGGAAGUGCAAUAUUGUGCUUUUUUCUGCCUAAUACAGGAACUACAGCUCUUCAGUAGUUAGAUAAAAAAAUCAAAGAUUUAGAUUUUUAGAUGUUAGUGAACUAGUUAGUGUGAUGUAACAGUAAUAGUCCUACAACAAAAAAAUCUACCAUUGUUUAAACAUGCAGUAUUUUACAGUAGUUUAAGUUGACGUUAUUUGAUUAUCACUUUAAAGACAGACGGAUAGAAAAUAAUACAACAUAAAAACACGAAGUCCAUUGUGAAGGGAAACGUAAAACAAAGACACUCGACAACUUUCACUUCGUGAAAGAAACAAACCUUAAAAUAAAAUAUUAAACAACACCUAACGCCUUGUAAUAAACGUAAUAUGUCCUAUCCUCUG